AUGGCUCGCGACAGCUACAUUCAACAGAUAAUUGGUGCCGAGAAGUACGAACAGAUCAAGUAUGCAAAGGUUCUAUUGGUGGGUGCCGGGGGAAUUGGCUGCGAAUUGUUGAAGGACCUCAUCUUGAUGGGUUUUGGAGAGAUCCACAUUGUCGACUUGGACACAAUUGAUCUAUCCAAUCUAAACCGUCAAUUCUUGUUUAGAAAAAAAGACAUCAAGAAAUCAAAGGCAUUCACUGCCAUCAAGGCUGUCAACAAAUUCAAAUACGACCACACAAAGUUGGUUCCCUACAUGGCCAGCAUAAUGGAUUCCGACACUUUCAAUCUAGCUUGGUUUGAUCAAUUCCAUUUGAUUUUCAAUGCUUUGGAUAAUAAAGAUGCCAGAUCUUUUAUCAACAGGAUCUGUCUCUUUUUAAAGAAACCAUUCAUUGAAAGUGGGACAACUGGCUUUUUUGGUCAAGUCGUCCCCAUUUUUCCCUAUGAAUCCGAAUGUUACGAUUGUACAAUAAAAGAAACUCCCAAAUCAUUUCCCGUUUGUACAAUCAGAUCAACUCCCUCACAACCGGUUCACUGUAUUCAUUGGGCUAAAAAUUUCUUAUUUGCACAAUUAUUUGGAGAAAUAAAUGUUUCAGCUAAUAAUGAUGUCAAAACUUUAGGCUCGGAUAAUAAAGAAGAAAUUAAUACCCUAAUUAACGAGCAAAAUGAAUUGAUUAACCUAAGAAACUCAAUAUUUGAUAGUAAUUCUUCACUUGAAUUUGCUCUCAAUAUAAUUAAAAAGAUCUUUAUUGACGAUAUUAAUAAAUUGUUAAAAAUUGAUGAUUUAUGGAAAACAAGAAAGAGACCAAUUCCUCUAGAUAUUUCAUUAGUUAAAUUGCUUGAGAAUGACCGGAAAAGAGUAUUAUUAAAACAAUCAAAUAUUGAUGAGAUUUUAUCAAAUUUUCAAAAAUUGUGGUCUUUAAACGAAAACUUAAUUGUGCUAAUCUACUCAUUAAUCAAUCUAAGAAAAAGAAUAUUAAAUUCAAACAACCCUAGAAGCUUUAUAAUUGAUUUUGAUAAAGAUGAUGAGGACACAUUAAAUUUUGCUGCAUCAUCGGCUAAUAUUCGCUCAAUUAUUUUUGACAUCCCAGUUAAAUCUAAAUUUGAUAUAAAACAAAUUGCAGGAAACAUCAUCCCUGCUAUUGCUACAACUAAUGCAAUGAUGGCAGGUUUUUCUGCAUUGCAAUCUUUAAAUAACUUUAACGUUCUACAACAUUAUUUAGAAUCUAAAAUUGUCUUUACGUCAAUUGAAUCAAAAAGUAUGACCAAUCCAUCUCAAUUAUUUCCUGGCUCAAAAACUUGUGCUUCAUGCACCGUUCUUCGAGAAUUAUUAAAAAUUAAAGAUAUAGACAAUGAAAAAUUAACCUUGAGAGUAUUAUUAAAAAAAAUAUUAAACAAUAUCAACUAUAAAAAACAUUUUAAAGAUUCAACUAACGAAGAUGAUCAAGAUAAUAACAAGCCAGAAAUAUCAAUAGUCAUCGGUAAAAACAGAUUAAUAUACGAUAUUGAAUUUGAUGAUAAUCUAGACCGCUCGUUAAAAUCAUUGGGUUUUAAAGAAAAUCAAAUCUUGACUAUAAAGGAUGACGAUGACAUUAAAACUGAAAUCGAACUAUACAUUCUAGAAGAUAAAACUCUUUCCAAUGAUAUCUAUAUACCAAAAAUUGAUAAUGUUCCAGAAAAACCCAAAAAGAAAAAACCUAAGGUAGAACCAGAUACAAACCCUAAUGAGCCAAUCACCUUUGAUGAUGAAGAUGACGAUGAAAACAAAAAACAAGAUGAGGAUAUUCUCGAAGACACAGACGACUUCAUCACCAUCUUGGACGAUGGGGACGAACCGGACAGCAGUCAGCUCAACAACACAAUGCUGCAAGAAGAUAUCUCUGCAAUGAACGAGAAGAGAAAGAUCGAAGACCACGAGCUCGACCACCAGACCAAGAAGAUCAAAAUCGAUCUCAGCCUAGACGACUAG
Messenger RNA from Ascoidea rubescens DSM 1968, 2004 nucleotides. It is a transcript of the gene UBA2, whose product is annotated as E1 ubiquitin-activating protein UBA2. The record is from RefSeq and is a predicted model, not a curated record. Bases 1 to 2004 code for a protein of 667 amino acids. Gene Ontology annotation, molecular function: SUMO activating enzyme activity. Gene Ontology annotation, cellular component: cytoplasm; SUMO activating enzyme complex. Gene Ontology annotation, biological process: protein sumoylation. The transcript has 2 exons. NCBI's taxonomy places the organism in Eukaryota, Fungi, Ascomycota, Saccharomycetes, Ascoideales, Ascoideaceae.